Molecule: messenger RNA, 1761 nt
Organism: Pteronotus mesoamericanus
Lineage: Eukaryota; Metazoa; Chordata; Mammalia; Chiroptera; Mormoopidae
Gene: TNIP2
Product: TNFAIP3 interacting protein 2
Exons: 6
Coding region: 29-1276 (415 amino acids)
Biological process (GO): toll-like receptor 2 signaling pathway; cellular response to lipopolysaccharide; regulation of transcription by RNA polymerase II
Molecular function (GO): K63-linked polyubiquitin modification-dependent protein binding
Source: RefSeq, a predicted model, not a curated record
CGCGCGCCCUCGGCCCAGGCCCGCAGGCAUGUCGUCGGGGGACGAGGGGUCCGGCGGGCAGAAAGGGGCCCCGCGCGCGGCCGCCGCGCUCUGCGGCCUGUACCACGAGGCCGGGCAGCAGCUGAGGCGCCUGCAGGACCAGCUGGCCGCCCGAGACGCCCUCAUCGAGAGCCUCCGCGCCCGCCUGGCCGCGCUUGAGGGGGACGCGGCGCCGUCGCUCGUGGACGCACUGCUGGAGCAGGUGGCGCGCUUCCGGGAGCAGCUGCGGCAGCGAGAGGGCGGCGCCGUGGAGGCGGCGCUGCGCCAGGAAAUUGAGAGACUCUCUGAGCAGUUGGAGGAGAAGGAGAGGGAGGCCCAGCAGCUGAUGAACCGGCCGGGGCACGAGUGCGAGAAGGAGGUUGCCCUGCUGCGGGGGCAGGUGGCAGAGAAGGAACGGGCCCGGGCCGCCAGCGACGUGCUGUGCCGCUCCCUCGCGGAUGAGGCCCACCAGCUGCGGAGGACUCUGGCCGCCACCGCCCACAUGUGCCAGCACCUGGCCAAGUGCCUCGAGGCGCGACAGGGGGCCGCGGGGGAGCAGAGACCUGAGCCAGAGCGUCCAGGCAGGGACGCCUCUGUCCAGGCUGCGAUUGAGAAGUUACAGGAAGAAAACCGGCUGUUGAAGCAGAAGGUGACUCACGUGGAAGACCUCAACGCCAAGUGGCAGCGCUAUGACGCCAGCAGGGACGCGUACGUGCGGGAGCUGUGGGCCCAGCUGAGGGAGCCCGAGGCGGAGCUGAUGAGGAAGGAGAUCUCCCGGCUCAACCGGCAGCUGGAGGCGAGGAUUGGCGAGUGUGCGGCGGCCACGCGGGAACUGGCGGCGGCGCGGGAGCGGGCACAGAUGCUGGAGCAGCAGAUUCUCGUGUACAAGGACGACUUCCUGUCGGAGAGGGCGGACCGGGAGCGGGCGCAGGGCAGGAUCCAGGAGCUCGAGGAGCAGGUGGCCGCCCUGCAGCGCCAGGUGCCCCGCGCACAGGACCCCCAGAAGCCAGGCUCCUGCCGGAUUCACACUGGGAGCAAACUGCCCACGUGCUCAGAGACCGAUGCCGUGGAGCUGCCGGCGCCUGCGGGCCAGCGGCCUGGGACUGGACCCCAGCGGCUGGGCGCCCCCAGGGAGGGCGGGCGCCCCGGAGCAGCGCGGGGCAGCCAGGGGGACCUUCAGUGCCCCCACUGCCUGCAGUGCUUCGGUGACGAGCAGGGUGAGGAGCUGCUCAGACACGUGGCCGAGUGCUGCCUGUGAGUCCCAGCGGGGACAGGCCGGGCACCCCCUGACGCGAGGUCAGGGCUGAGGGUGCCUCCAGCCCUUUGCCUCCAUCCUGCAUGCGCCACGGACAGAGGGCGCUCCCAGCAGCGCCGCGGUGGGGAUGCACUCGGGAGGCCUGGCUCUGCUUUGGGCGCAGAGUGUGUGUCUCCAAGCUGUCAGGCUGAGGCCACGGUGACUGCCCUGCCCCAGCCCACACCCGGGGCGUGGCAGUUUGCUGGGAAGAGGCGGCUGCCCGGGGGGACCACAUGCCGUUCCUCAGGGUGGCAGGGCCCCCGCAGGUGUCCGCAGAGCGGAGCGCGCGGCCCCCGCGGGGCGUCUUGGCCAGGAGAACGCGUGUCUGCCCUGGACUGCAGUGCGCUGCAGCGGCCACGCAUCCCGCAGUUCAGGCACUUUCAUUUCGUGUUCACUCAUUUCUGUAAUAAACGUGUCUGCUACCGUGACGGCUCUGAGAACGCGUGAAG